This is a messenger RNA of Mesocricetus auratus (golden hamster), 2466 nucleotides long. RefSeq names its product potassium voltage-gated channel interacting protein 2 (gene Kcnip2). Gene Ontology annotation, molecular function: calcium ion binding; potassium channel regulator activity. Lineage: Eukaryota; Metazoa; Chordata; Mammalia; Rodentia; Cricetidae. Gene Ontology annotation, biological process: regulation of potassium ion transmembrane transport. Bases 285 to 1142 code for a protein of 285 amino acids. Gene Ontology annotation, cellular component: voltage-gated potassium channel complex. The transcript has 10 exons. The record is from RefSeq and is a predicted model, not a curated record.
GGGAGGGGGCGGAGGAGAAGCGGCUGGGCUCCGACUCGGCUCUCAGCUCCACUCUGCCUCCCGCUCCACGCUAUCUCCCUGCCCAAGCCUCCCGCUCCUGCCCCGGGACCCCGGGGUGGGCCCUAAAACCCAGGGAGUCCCCAGACAAAAGCCCUGUCAGCCCCUACUCCCAGCCCCCGGCCCCGGCAGGUCGCUGCGCCGCCAGGGGGCGCCGUGUGAGCUCCCUAUCCCGGCCACCCGGCGCCCCCUCCCACGGCCCAGGCGGGAGCGGGGCGCCGGGGGCCAUGCGGGGCCAAGGCCGGAAGGAGAGUUUGUCCGAAUCCCGAGAUCUGGACGGCUCCUACGACCAGCUUACGGGCCACCCUCCAGGGCCCACUAAAAAAGCCCUGAAGCAGCGUUUCCUCAAGCUGCUGCCGUGCUGCGGGCCCCAAGCCCUGCCCUCAGUCAGUGAAAUGUCUACAGGGCUUGGUCUCCUUGGUGACAAUUCGCUCCCUUCAGCAUUAGCUGCCCCAGCCUCCCUCCGCCCCCACAGACCCCGCCCGAUGGACCCAGACAGCGUGGAGGAUGAGUUUGAACUGUCCACCGUGUGUCACCGGCCUGAGGGUCUGGAGCAGCUGCAGGAACAAACCAAGUUCACCCGCAAAGAGUUGCAGGUCCUGUACCGAGGCUUCAAGAACGAGUGCCCCAGUGGGAUUGUCAAUGAGGAGAACUUCAAGCAGAUAUACUCACAGUUCUUCCCCCAAGGAGACUCCAGCACCUAUGCUACGUUUCUCUUCAAUGCCUUUGACACCAACCAUGACGGCUCUGUCAGUUUUGAGGACUUUGUGGCUGGUUUGUCCGUGAUCCUUCGGGGAACCAUAGAUGAUAGGCUGAACUGGGCCUUCAACUUAUACGACCUCAACAAGGACGGCUGUAUCACCAAGGAGGAAAUGCUCGACAUCAUGAAGUCCAUCUAUGACAUGAUGGGCAAGUACACGUACCCUGCCCUCCGGGAGGAGGCACCCAGAGAGCACGUGGAGAGCUUCUUCCAGAAGAUGGACAGAAACAAGGAUGGCGUGGUGACCAUUGAGGAAUUCAUUGAGUCUUGUCAAAAGGACGAGAACAUCAUGAGGUCCAUGCAACUAUUUGAUAAUGUCAUCUAGCCCCCCAGGGACAGGGGUUAGUGCAUCCUGGGGGUGACCGUGCUCUAGUCCUAGUUCAGGUGAACCUCACCCUUUUCUCCCCAGGUCUGUCCUCAUCCUACCUGUACCCUGGGGGCUGUAGGAAUUCCAGGGCUUCAGUAGUCCAGACCCCUGAGCUAAGUGGCAAGAGUGAACAGUGUGUCUGGGAGGGAGGGUUCCCAACUCCCAACAGCUCUCAUCCCCUUCUUGCCUGGUACCCAGUGCUGAGGACACCCCUGGCAUAGGGACUGGUACCCAGUGCUGAGGACACCCCUGGCAUAGGGACUGAGUGGUUCCUUACCUCCUAACCCCACUCUAGAAACCACGUUAGGCAGAAUGUCUCCUGCUAUGGUGCUUUCCCCACCCCUGAUCUCAUAGACUUCCCUCUGAGAUCCCUCCUUGGAGAACACGCUCUGUCCAUGUCCCUGGCUGGCCUUUGUGGGCCCUGUAGGAGGGGGACAAGAAAGUAGAGAGAUGUUGGCCUUGAGCCAGUGGUUAGGUCCUAGAAAUCGGUUGGAGUGGAAAACUGAAAGCCUUGGCAGAACAUGAGAGCCAGGUUCUACGGGUCUGCUGUCUGGGGCCAGCAGAAUAUGAGUUCCCUGACUUCCCAGAAGGCCUUAUGUCCUUAGCGACGUCCCAGAAAUUUACCAUAAACGUCUCAGUGUCUUAGGAGAGCCUGGGUUCCAGAUAACUGUUCAUCCCGGGAUUCUCUCCAUCCUUCUUGUAUGUUGGGAGUGGUGGCCAGGGGAAGAUGAGUGGGAGGUGUCCUGGAUGACACCUUUCAAAGUCCCAUCCUGCCCUCUCGCCCGUCUCCUGUUUUGAUGGCUUCAGUUGCAAUUCUCCAUGGCCUCUAGAUUUAGAGGAGCAGGAGUGAGUCCGGGAUUUUCCUGAACGUGAGUCUUGCCACUCCUCCUAGUGGCUGCCUUAGGGGAACGGGGGACAAAGGCAGGCCAUAGUCUGAACCCAGUGUAGGGGCAUUCACUGGAAUUGUUGCCCAACCCUCCACAAUGCCCUAGGAUGUCCUAGGGGCCCCUCUUCCUCUAUAUAGUCUACCCAGAGGUGCCCCUGAGCUCACCUAGAGGGCAGGGACCAUAGGAUCCAGGUCCGACCUUAUUGUCAACACCCUGCCAUGCUGCUGCCCCUCUUAAUAUACCUGCUUGUCUCACUCAGCUCACCUUCCGUCAGCUGGGGUCUGGGGGAAAGCCUCCCACCCAGCAGACGUUGUGGACUGCUUUGCAUUUUGGGCUCUUCUACAUAUUUUGUAAAAUAAGACACCAGAUCCAAUAAAACACGAUGGCUAUGCACA